AUGUGGAGCCUCGGAGCCGCCAGCAGCGUGCGGCCCGCGGGCAUGGCCAGGAUGGCCAAGUGUGGCGCCAGACUCGGCGGCAGCAGUGUGGGUGACGCGGGUGACAACGCCCGGCGCUCGCCAAAGGCAAAGAAGCUACAGAAUGUGCUCGGUGUGUCCGCGUUAGCCAUAUAUCUAGUGUUAGUGUUUAGUGUUAAUGUGGCGCUGGUGGAGGGCAAGCACCACCAUCAUCAUCAGAACGGCGGUGGCGUCGGUGGCGGCGGCCACGAGGAGUUCAAAUUCGAUCCCACGAACAGCUUUAUUAGUUUAGUCCUGCCGCACGACACAUAUCCCGGCUACAGCAUCCAGAAGUUCAGCGCCAACUUCACCGGCCCGAACUCGCCGUUCGCCUCGAUCUCGUCCUACUCGUCGAAGCCGCUCAACUACCGGCUGCUGGAGACGGACUACUCGAAGUACUUCACCGUGCUGGAGGACGGCCUGGUGAUGACGACGGCCGACCUGUCGCCGCUGGUGAACCGGCCGGUGAAGCUGGUCGUGCUGGAGGAGACGCCCAACUCGACCGCCACGCACCAGCUGCAGCUGUACGUGAUGAACCGCAAGGACAUGCUGCACUUCCCGACCAUGCUGGCCGACGCGGUGGGCGAGCUGAGCGAGAACCGGGACGCGGGGACGCGCGUCCGCGACCUGCCCCUGCUCCAGGCGAACUCGGCCCGCGGCGCCAAGACGGUGAUCUACUCGAUCGUGGCCGGCGGGGAGGAGUUCGCGCUCGAGAGCAGCAGCACCGGCGAGGUCGGCCCGACCGUGCGCAUCGAGGAGCCGCGCAAGCACGGCGUGUGGCUGGUGUCGGCCAAGCCGCUCGACCGCGAGCAGCAGGACGAGUGGACGGUCGUGGUGGAGGCAAGCGACGCGAAGAAGAUCAACAAGGCGCAGGUGCGGCUGCCGGUGCGCGUCACCGACGUCAACGACAACCGGCCGGUGUUCGGCAAGCCCGACUACCGCUUCACGGUGACCGGCGUGAAGGCGACCACGCCGGCCGGCAACGAGACGGUCACCUGGGAGCGCUUCACCAGCGUCGGCAAGGUGGAGGCGAAGGACGCCGACGGCGAUAAGGUGGCGUACCGGCUGACCAACCCCAGCAACACGGUCGUGAUCGUGCCCCAGACGGGCGAGCUACUUCUCGCCGGCGAGCCGGACCUCUCGGAGCUGUUCGUCGACGUGGAGGCGCACGAUCUGCGCACGCCGAGCCUCAAGAGCGAGCGGCCGGCGCGGGUGCUGAUCGAGUUCGUCGCCCCCGACCCGCUGCCGGUGAUCGUGCAGCACAUGGGCCACGAGUACCAGCACUCGCACCGGCGUGACAAGCGGCGGGUGACGCGUGCUGUCCGGCCGACCAAGCGGAUCGAGUUCACCGAGGCCGACGGCGACACAGAGGGCCGGAACGUGUUCCAGCUGGAGAAGGAGACGGACCGCGAGACGUUCAAGAUCCGCGACGAGAACCCCUGGGUGACGGUCGAGACGAACGGGGCGGUGCGCGUCAAGAAGAAGUGGGACUACGAGGAGCUCGGCCCGGAGAAGACGAUCGACUUCUGGGUGAUCAUCACCAACCAGGGGCACAACGCCGGACUUAAAUACACCGACAAUCAGCGUGUCAUCAUCCACGUGAAGGAUGUGAACGACGAGCCACCGUACUUCAUCAACCGACCGCUUCCGAUGCAGGCCGUGGUACAGCUGAAUGCACCCCCGAACACGCCCGUGUUCACGCUGCAGGCACGCGAUCCGGAUACCGAUCACAACAUUCACUACUUCAUCGUACGUGACCGGACGGGCGGGCGGUUCGAGGUGGACGAGCGGUCCGGCGUGGUGCGGACGCGCGGUACCGAUCUGUUCCAGCUGGACAUGGAGUACGUGCUGUACGUGAAGGCGGAGGAUCAGAACGGCAAGGUGGACGACCGGCGCUUCCAGAGCACCCCGGAGGAGCGGCUGUCGAUUGUCGGUGGCAAGCGCGCGCCCCAGUUCUACAUGCCGAGCUACGAGGCGGAAAUUCCCGAGAACCAGAAAAAGGACUCCGACAUCAUUUCCGUGAAGGCCAAGUCGUUCGCCGACCGGGAGAUCCGGUACACGCUGAAGGCGCAAGGACAGGGUGCGGGUACGUUCAACAUUGGACCGACGUCGGGCAUUGUGAAGCUGGCGAAGGAGCUAGACUUUGAGGAUUUGCGUCAGCCACACGUUUACUCGCUGGUCGUUACCGCCACGGAAGAUUCCGGUGGUUUCUCGACUUCCGUAGAGCUCACCAUUCGCGUCACGGACGUAAACGAUAAUGCACCAAAGUUUGAACUGCCCGACUAUCAGGCCCAUAACGUCGACGAAGACAUUCCGCUGGGCACGAGCAUCCUGAAGGUGAAGGCAAUGGAUGCGGAUUCUGGCGCGAACGCCGAAAUAGAAUACCUGGUGUCGGACGACCACUUUGCGGUGGAUUCGAACGGCAUCAUCGUGAACAACAAGCAGCUCGAUGCGGACAACAACAACGCGUACUACGAGUUCGUGGUGACCGCGAAGGAUAAGGGUGAGCCCGCGAAAACCGGCACGGCCACGGUGCGCGUGUACACGAAGAACAAGAACGACGAGGAGCCCAAGUUCAGUCAGCAGGUGUAUACGCCGAACGUGGACGAAAAUGCCGGUCCGAACACGCUCGUGACGACCGUGGUGGCCUCGGACAAGGAUGGUGACAACGUGCGGUUCGGGUUUGUCGGUGGUGGCACCAGCAGUGGUCAGUUCGUGAUCGAAGAAAUCACCGGUGUAAUCCGGCUGCACAGUAAGGCCAUCUCGCUCGAUCGGGACAAGUAUGAAUUGAAUGUGACAGCUAUGGAUGAUGGGUCGUGCUGCGUCAACGGGGACGCAACGAUCCACACAUCUACAGCUGUCGUCGUUGUGUUCAUCACCGAUGUGAACGACAACAAGCCGGUGUUCAAGGACUGUGGCACCUACUAUCCGAAGGUGGAAGAGGGCGCCCCGAACGGUAGCCCCGUCAUAAAGGUGCAGGCAACCGACGAGGAUAAGGGUGUUAAUGGACAGGUGAAAUACUCCAUUGUUCAGCAACCGAACCAGAAAGGCACCAAGUUCACCGUCGAUGAGGAAACGGGCGAAGUGUCCACCAACAAGGUGUUCGAUCGCGAGGGUGACGAUGGAAAGUUUGUCUCGGUCACGGUUAAAGCGACCGAUCAGGGCGAACCCAGUCUAGAAGGUGUUUGCUCCUUCACGGUGGAAAUUACGGAUGUAAACGACAAUCCACCCUUGUUCGAUCGACAGAAAUACGUCGAAAAUGUCAAGCAAGAUGCGAGCAUCGGUACGAACAUCCUUCGUGUAUCGGCAUCCGACGAGGACGCAGACAACAACGGUGCCAUAGUCUAUACGCUCAGUGCUCCUCACAGCCCGAACGAUUUGGAAUAUUUCGAGAUUCAGCCAGAAUCCGGUUGGAUCGUGCUCAAAAAACCGCUGGACGGCUGCUACUCCCGUGAACGGUAUCGGCUGAAGGUGUACGCCUCGGAUCGAGGCGACCCGCCGUCCACCGCCGACGUGGACGUUGAGCUCGAUGUGGUCGAUCGGAAUAAUAAGCCACCGAUCUGGGAUCGCAAUAUCUAUGGCCCCAUUCACAUUAGGGAAAAUGUCACUGUCGGUACGGUAGUCACAUCGGUCAAAGCAAGCUCGGGCAUCGAAGGAAAUCCUACGGUCUUCUAUCGGCUGAUGCCCGGAUCGACGGCGCAAACGAACAAACUGCACACGUUCUACCUUCAGCAACGGCCCGACAAUGGCGACACGUGGGCCGACAUCAAAGUGAACCAUCCGCUGGACUUCGAAACCAUCAAAGAGUACAACCUGACCGUGCGCGUUGAGAACAACGGUGCCCAGCAGCUUGCAUCGGAGGCGACUGUUUACAUACAAUUAGAGGAUGUAAACGACGAAAUACCACUGUUUACCGAACGUGAACAGGAAACCGUCCUCGAGGGCGAACCGAUCGGCACCAAGGUGACACAGGUGAACGCAAUCGAUAAGGACGGCACCUUCCCCAACAAUCAGGUCUACUACUACAUCGUCGAUUCGCCCCGGAACGAGGGUAAAGAUUUCUUCGAAAUCAACCUGCAGAGCGGCGAAAUAUUCACCAAAGUCGUGUUCGAUCGUGAGAAGCAGGGCGCGUACGCGCUGGAAGUCGAAGCACGUGACGGUGCACCAUCGGCCCGACCGAACAGCAAUCAGCAGCCCAAUUCAGUCACCAAGUUCAUCCGUAUUGGUAUUGCCGACAAGAAUGACAACCCACCGUACUUCGACAAGGCGCUGUACGAGGCGGAGGUCGACGAAAACGAGGACAUCCAGCACACGGUGCUCACCGUCACCGCCAAGGAUCACGAUGAAUCGUCGCGUAUACGAUAUGAGAUCACGAGCGGUAACAUAGGCGGCGCCUUCGCCGUCAAGAACAUGACGGGCGCUAUCUACGUUGCCGGCGCCCUGGACUACGAGACGAGGAAACGAUAUGAACUUCGUCUCGCAGCAUCGGAUAACCUGAAGGAAAACUACACCACGGUCGUUAUCCACGUGAAGGACGUCAACGAUAAUCCGCCCGUUUUCGAGCGGCCAACGUACCGCACGCAGAUCACCGAGGAGGACGAUCGUAAUCUACCGAAGCGUGUCCUGCAGGUCACGGCGACGGACGGUGACAAGGAUCGGCCGCAGAACAUCGUCUACUUCCUCACCGGCCAGGGCAUCGAUCCGGACAAUCCGGCCAACAGCAAGUUCGACAUUAACCGGACCACCGGCGAGAUCUUCGUACUCAAGCCACUGGACCGGGAUCAACCGAACGGGCGGCCCCAGUGGCGCUUCACGGUGUUUGCUCAGGACGAGGGCGGCGAGGGUUUGGUCGGGUACGCGGACGUGCAGGUCAACCUGAAGGACAUCAACGACAAUGCACCGAUCUUCCCGCAGGGUGUCUACUUUGGCAACGUGACCGAGAACGGUACCGCCGGCAUGGUUGUAAUGACCAUGACGGCCGUCGACUACGACGACCCGAACGAAGGAACGAACGCCAAGCUGAUAUACUCCAUCGAGAAGAACGUGAUAGAGGAGGAGACGGGCUCGCCGAUAUUCGAAAUCGAAGCGGACACCGGCGUCAUCAAGACGGCCGUCUGCUGCCUCGACCGCGAGCGCACACCGGACUACUCGAUACAGGUCGUCGCGAUGGACGGCGGGGGGUUGAAAGGGACCGGGACGGCCUCUAUACGCGUCAAGGAUAUAAACGACAUGCCGCCGCAGUUCACCAAGGACGAGUGGUUCACCGAGGUGGACGAAACGGACGGCACCAACCUGCCGGAGAUGCCCAUCCUCACGGUGACGGUGCACGACGAGGACGAGACGAACAAGUUCCAGUACAAGGUGAUCGACAACAGCGGGUACGGGGCGGACAAGUUCACCAUGGUGCGCAACAACGACGGCACCGGCAGCUUGAAGAUCGUCCAGCCGCUCGACUACGAGGACCCGCUGCAGAGCAACGGCUUCCGGUUCCGCAUCCAGGUGAACGACAAGGGCGAGGACAACGACAACGACAAGUACCACGUCGCGUACUCGUGGGUGGUGGUGAAGCUGCGGGACAUUAACGACAACAAGCCACAGUUCGAGCGCCCCAACAUCGAGGUGUCGGUGUACGAGAACGCGGACGUCGGGAAGACGCUGGAAACGUUCAAGGCGACCGAUCCGGAUCAGGGUGGCAAGAGUAAGGUGUCGUACGCCAUCGACCGGUCGUCCGACCGGCAACGCCAGUUCUCGAUCAACCAGGAGGGCACGGUCACGAUCCAGCGCAAUCUCGACCGGGAGGUCACACCGCGCCAUCAGGUGAAGAUACUUGCGAUCGACGAUGGCAUCCCGCCGAAGACGGCCACCGCCACGCUCACGGUGAUUGUGCAGGACAUCAACGACAACCCGCCGAAGUUCCUCAAGGACUAUCGGCCGGUGCUGCCGGAGCAUGUGCCGCCGCGCAAGGUGGUGGAGAUCCUCGCCACCGACGACGACGAUCGCUCGAAGAGCAACGGCCCGCCAUUCCAGUUCCGCCUGGACCCGGGCGCGGACGACAUCAUCCGGGCGUCGUUCAAGGUGGAACAGGACCAGAAGGGUGCCAACGGAGACGGCAUGGCGAUCGUGUCGUCGCUCCGCUCGUUCGACCGCGAACAGCAGAAGGAGUACCUCAUUCCGAUCGUCAUCAAAGACCACGGCAAUCCGGCCAUGACGGGCACCAGCACGCUCACGGUGGUCAUAGGCGACGUCAACGACAAUAAGAUGCAACCGGGCUCGAAGGAUAUCUUCGUGUACAACUACCUCGGGCAAGCGCCCGACACGCAGAUCGGCAGGGUGUACGUGUACGACCUCGAUGACUGGGAUCUACCGGACAAGAAGUUCCACUGGGAGGCUCAGGAACAUCCACGCUUCAAGCUAGACGAAGACACCGGCAUGAUAACGAUGCGCCAGGGAACGCGCGACGGUCGCUACCAUCUGCGCUUCAAGGUGUACGAUCGAAAGCACACGCAGGCGGACGUGCCGGCCAACGUAACCGUAACGGUGCGGGAGAUACCGCACGAGGCCGUCACCAACAGUGGCUCCAUUCGGAUAGCGGGCAUUACGGAUGAGGACUUCAUACGUGUGUGGAACUACCGCACGCAGAGCCUUUCGCGCAGCAAAUCGGACCGGUUCAAGGACAAGCUGGCCGACCUGCUCAACAUCGAUCGGGAGAACGUGGACGUGUUCAGUGUGCAGCUGCGCCGUAAGCACCCUCCGCUAACGGAUGUGCGCUUUUCCGCGCAUGGGUCGCCGUACUACAAGCCGGUCAGGCUGAACGGCAUCGUGCUGAUGCACCGCGAGGAGAUCGAGAAGGACGUCGGCAUCAACAUCACCAUGGUGGGCAUCGACGAGUGUCUGUACGAGAACCAGAUGUGCGAGGGUUCGUGCACGAACACGCUCGACAUCAGCUCGCUGCCGUACAUGGUGAACGCGAACAAGACGUCGCUGGUGGGCGUGCGGGUGGAUGUGAUCGCGGAGUGUACGUGCGGUGCGCGCAACUUCAGCAAGGCCGAAUCGUGUCGAUCUUCCCCGUGCCACAACGGAGGCCGAUGCAUGGAAACGCGCUACGGAUUGAGCUGCUCCUGCCCGACCGGCUACACCGGGCCGCGCUGCCAGCAGACGACGCGCAGCUUCAAGGGUAACGGGUGGGCCUGGUACCCUCCGCUGGACAUGUGCGACGAUUCGCAUCUGAGCUUCGAGUUUAUCACGCGCAAAUCGGAUGGGUUGCUGCUGUACAACGGACCGAUCGUGCCACCGGAGCGCGACGAGCUGCUCGUGUCGGACUUCAUUUCCGUUGAGCUGGAGCGCGGUUUCCCGCGAUUGCUGAUCGAUUUCGGCUCCGGCACGCUUGAGCUGCGCGUAAAGACGAAGAAAAGCCUCGACGAUGGUGAAUGGCAUCGGCUCGACAUCUUCUGGGACACGGAGAACGUGCGCAUGGUGGUGGACUACUGCAAGUCGGCCGAGGUGUCCGAGAUGGAGGACGGUUCGCCGCCGGAGUUCGACGACGCUUCGUGUCAGGCUCGCGGCACCAUACCGCCCUUCAACGAGUACUUGAACGUGAACGCGCCGCUCCAGAUCGGUGGCUUCUACCGCGAGCAGUUCGAUCCGACGCACUACCGCUGGAACUACAUGCCGAUGGGCAAGGGCUUCGACGGGUGCAUCAAGAACCUGGUGCACAACAGCAAGCUGUACGACCUGGCCCAUCCGGGGCUAUCGCGCAACAGCGUCGCCGGCUGCCCGCAGACCGAAGAGGUGUGCAGCCAGAGCGAGCAGACGUCGCGCUGCUGGGAGCACGGCAACUGCGUCGGCAGCUUCACCGAGGCCCGCUGCCAGUGUCGGCCGGGCUGGACCGGGCCGGCGUGCAACAUUCCCACCAUUCCGACCACCUUCAAGCAGCAGAGCUACGUCAAGUACGCGCUCAGCUUCGAGCCGGACCGGUUCAGCACGCAGAUUCAGCUGCGCUUCCGGACGCGCGAACAGCACGGCGAGCUGUUCCGCGUGAGCGACCAGCACAACCGCGAGUACGGCAUCCUGGAGAUUAAGGACGCCCGGCUGCGCUUCCGGUACAAUCUGAACUCGCUGCGCACGGAGGAGAAGGACAUCUGGCUGAACGCCAUCGCCGUGGACGACGGUCAGUGGCACGUGGUGCGCGUGAACCGACACGGUUCGGCGGCGACGCUCGAGCUGGACGGGGGCGAAGGUCGUCGGUACAACGAAACGUUCACCUUCGACGGCCACCAGUGGCUGCUGGUGGACAAGCAGGAAGGUGUGUAUGCCGGCGGCAAGGCGGAGUACACGGGCGUUCGGACAUUCGAGGUAUACGCGGAUUACCAGAAAAGCUGUCUAGAUGACAUUAGAUUGGAAGGCAAACAUCUACCACUACCGCCGGCCAUGAACGGCACGCAAUGGGGCCAGGCCACGAUGGCACGCAACCUGGAGCGCAACUGUCCGUCGAACAAACCGUGCGCCAACGUAAUCUGUCCGGAUCCGUUCGAGUGUGUCGAUCUGUGGAACGAGUACGAGUGCACGUGCGGCGAAGGGCGCGUCAUGUCGCCGGACGGCAAGGGCUGCAUGGAUCGGAACGAGUGUCUCGAUCUGCCGUGCCUGAACGGGGGCGUGUGCGUGAACCAGGAGCCCCGGCUGCGCUACCGCUGCGACUGCCCGGACGGAUUCUGGGGCGAAAACUGCGAGCUCAUCCAGGAGGGCCAGACGCUCAAGCUCAGCAUGGGCGCGCUGGCCGCGAUCCUAGUGUGUCUACUAAUCAUCUUGAUCCUGGUGCUAGUGUUCGUGGUGUACAACCGGAGGCGGGAGUCGCACAUCAAGUAUCCGGGCCCGGAUGACGACGUCCGGGAGAACAUCAUCAACUACGACGAUGAGGGCGGCGGCGAGGAUGACAUGACCGCGUACGACAUCACGCCGCUGCAGAUUCCGAUCGGCCCGAUGCCCGAGCUGACCCAGUGCAAGAUGCCGCCGCUGAUGUAUCCGGUAAUGACGAUGGGACCGGGCCACGAGCCCAACGUCGGCAUGUUCAUCGACGAGCACAAGAAGCGGGCCGACAGUGACCCGAAUGCGCCACCGUUCGACGACCUGCGCAACUACGCGUACGAGGGAGGCGGCAGCACGGCCGGAUCGCUGAGUUCGCUACAGUCAGGCACGGACGACGAGGUGCAGGAGUUCGACUACUUGGACGCCUGGGGCCCACGGUUCGACAAAUUGGCCAACAUGUACGGCGAUCAUCAUCCGACUGAGCUUGAUGAUUUAAAUUAAAUCCUAGCUCGGCACCGACACACUGCCGCCACAACUCGUCUCUCUUGCUCCACCCGGGGUGGGAAGCAGCGGACGGAUAGCAAACGCGGAGGAGAAUGAAUUAAAGUGGACAAGUAAGUGACAGCAUAAGUAAAAAGAGACAAUGAAUCGCGCAACCGAACGGGAACGAACAGAGUGCAGAUAAGAAAAUCAAGAAACGACCGACGACGACGACGACGUAGACGAUAACGACGAGAGAACGACAGGAAAGAGGGUGGCCUCCGGGGGUAGGGGGUGGACGCUGAGCGAAUGAAAGAUUACAGGUGCGUCCCUAGAACAUGUUGGACGGCGCAAAACAACGACCGAGGCGGCAUUCCCGGGAGCCCCCAAACCGGAGUAGCUUUCGGGACUUUUUUGGGUUUGGUGGACGGAUGUGUUUUAUGAAAAAUUUGCUUCGAAAAAAAAAACACCUCCAACGCCAUCGGGCCAGCUGCCAGCAACACGCCAACGAUAUGCCGCGGUCACCCCUCAUCCUGAACCAUCCGUCUUCGCCCCGCCCCCCAAACUCCCCGGAGGGACAGUCUCGCUCUUGGAACUGCCAUUAAUCUACCGGCUGCGAUCAGCUCCUCUGGACCCGGGCGAACUUAUUUCAUAAGCCAACCGUGCUAGGCCUAAGACAAACAACACACUGGAUACACAGCGAGCCCAUUUGGCGCAGUUCAAGGUCAGUUAGGUACAGAAAUAAAGCAGAUUCCGACACCGGAAUCGGUAGGUAGGUGUAUGUGCGUUGUGCCGAUGGAGGCGCAUGGUCGCCGGUAGAUCUUAUUUUAAGGCCCCCGUACUGAUGCCUAGAUUUUUUAACCUAGAGUUCUCGACGUUGUUGUUGGUUUAUUUGUUUCCCUCCACUCUUGGUCUAUAUUUUGUGAAGCCUCAUCGUCUCCGGUUUUUAGUGGAUUUUUUUAUCGUGUAAAAAUAAUUUCUACGUUUCGUAUUACACACCACAGUUAGCCAGUAUGAAAACACACAAAUCAAACCAACGAUACAGCGCAUUCCCGAAUGUGUGUUUCCUUCAAAUUAGUCGCCUUCGCGAGGGAUAGGUUUCCUUGUAAGUACGUGGUAGAACGGAAUGUUUUCGGAAAGGGAAUAUUCAAAGAGAGUUUGUGAA
Molecule: messenger RNA, 10504 nt
Organism: Anopheles coustani
Lineage: Eukaryota; Metazoa; Arthropoda; Insecta; Diptera; Culicidae
Gene: CadN
Product: neural-cadherin
Exons: 23
Coding region: 1-9360 (3119 amino acids)
Biological process (GO): homophilic cell-cell adhesion
Cellular component (GO): plasma membrane; catenin complex
Molecular function (GO): cadherin binding; calcium ion binding
Source: RefSeq, a predicted model, not a curated record